UCACGUGACAGGGCUGAGCAUCUCUUUCUGCGGAUGAUCGUAAGCAGCUCCCUGCAAGCCAAUACAAUGACCAAACUGCAGUUUCUAAACGUCUUCCUGACCGAGCGCCUCAUGCUUGCUGCGCAGGAGAUUUACAAGUCCGUGGAAGACACUAUUCUGGAGUACCAGGAGGAGAUCCAGAUCCGGGAGAGAGAGAACGACCAUCUGAGGCGGAGACUGAGGGACGCCGGGAUCGAGAUAUGGCCAGAUCGUCCGUCCAUGGCGCUAUUGGAAGAGGAGGAUGGUGAGCAUCCACGUCGUGAGUGGAGUCCCAGUAUGGGACAUGAGGAGCGUAUUCCCAUUCAAAUCAAGGACAAACGGGAUCCGCGGGCCAACCAAGGAGAUAAUCAGCUUCGGGGCCAUGGCUCUUGUAGCACACCAGAGAAUAUGUUCACUCCUCCCCGCGUAGCAAAUGAAUACCCUCAGGAGGGUCCCCACACAUCCAGUCUUCCUCAGAGUCAAGGUGUUGAGAACAGGGAAAGGGAUCCUGGAUCUCGAUGUCCCCCAAGGCAUGUGAAGGCAGAGAGUGGAUGCGGCCACAGAGGCUCUGCUUCAUCCAGCAGUGGCACCCAGCCUCUUGCACCAGUCAAUCCAAACUGCUCAAACGAGAACAAUAUUGACAUUAUUGGGGUAGAGAAUGGAGGACAGAUGGUUGGUGCGAAGGGAGCAGUUGGAGGACCUAACAGGGCUCACAACUCUCUCAUGCGGAGCCAAGGGGCCAAUGCUGUGGACUGCCCUCAUCAAAAAUCCCCCCUACAGGGCCACGUGUCGUCUUUCUGUUGCAAAGUUUGUGGGGAGUCAUUUAGUCAUAUUGGUCAUUUGCACGUGCAUGUACAAGUGCACACUCGAGAAAAACCUUACCGCUGUGGAGUAUGUGGAAAAUGCUGUAGCUCCUCCGGCAGACUUCAGGAGCACCAGCGGAGCCACACAGGAGAAAAACCAUUCCGCUGCCAGAUAUGUGGAAAGGGAUUCACACAGAUGGCUCACCUGAAGGUCCACAUGAGGAUUCAUACCGGGGAGAAGCCGUACAGCUGCCCAGUGUGUGGCAAGUGCUUCAGCCGCUCUGACAAAAUCAAAAGACAUCUUCAGACCCACAGCCGUGACGGAACCUACUUCUCAGGGCAAUGAUACAAGUGGGUUGUUUUUAACAACCCAGUUUGUGAUUCACAUCGAUGUAUGGAAACUCUUCCAUUAAAAAGCUGAAAUUGCUGCCAUUGACAAGGCUUUUCUUUCUACUUUCCAAGAACAAGGGAAUCUGCAACUCUCAAAGAACUUCUUUUUGUAACGUUUUUUAAGUCUAACCUAAUAUUUCUAAGUCCCUAAAUAGAAUUUGUAUUAGCCAGUUUAGUGUGUCAUUUACUGAAUUUUGUAGCUGUCACCAUGUAUAACAUCUGCAAGAAAAUUUAGUUAUCUACCGUUUUUGAAUUAUCUAGGCUUUUGUAGUCAUAAUUAGCACGAGGUCUUCCGCACAUGCCUUGGAACAAAGAUAAAUCAAUUUAAGAUCUUCAGUCUUGACAUUAAUUUUGUGAUCAUUGGCACAAAUGAACCUUUUAUCACAGUGCUGGAAACCUGGCAAAUAGAGGCUGUCUAUAAUCUGACUUGUUCUUACACUUCCAGUGGUGUUUCUCCUAUUUGAGAAUUUAAACCACCUCAAACUCUGGACCUGAUUGGUGAGCAACAAGACAAGAUUAAUAAAUGCAAAUGCAGGUUGUUUUUUUUUGUUGCAAAAGGAAGCUAUCUUUUGGCCUGUAUGACAUUAGAUUUAAAAUACUCACCAAAAUCUGAACAAAAACUAACCCCUGCAUACAAAGGGUAUGUUGCCAUGCCGAUUAACAAAGACAGUCCAUUUUGGAAUCGAAAAUGUAGUUUAGUUUAUUCAUCCACAUAAAUAAAAUCUGUUUUCGGGAACACCGUCAUGGACAGAUCACAAUGGUAACUCAUGCUAAAUGAUAAACCAGUUUCAGACUAAACUACAGUAUGUGCCACCCUCACCUUGUCUUUUCCCUUUUGAUAUUUCAUAUGGAAAAACCCAGUACAUUGUAGACAUAUGAAUGUCAGAAGUAUCUGAAUCUGUGGCCCCCUGUAGACCUGUCUUUAACAUGCAUCCAUGCCAAAACUGUGUUCAAACAUCAAAAAGAAUUUGGCCACUAUUGUCCCAGACCACAUCCAGAUGCGUCCUAAGUGAUUGUGUUUAGUGUUGGUUACUUGUAAUGGAAUUUCCUGGAACACAUUUUAAUGCCAGAUGUGACCAGUCUAUGUUGAUGCCCGACAC
Messenger RNA from Cololabis saira (Pacific saury), 2311 nucleotides. Its product is annotated as zinc finger and SCAN domain-containing protein 22-like. The transcript is spliced from 2 exons. The record is from RefSeq and is a predicted model, not a curated record. Gene Ontology annotation, molecular function: RNA polymerase II cis-regulatory region sequence-specific DNA binding; DNA-binding transcription factor activity. Gene Ontology annotation, biological process: regulation of transcription by RNA polymerase II. Lineage: Eukaryota; Metazoa; Chordata; Actinopteri; Beloniformes; Belonidae. The coding region runs from base 34 to 1167 and encodes 377 amino acids.